Molecule: messenger RNA, 573 nt
Organism: Elgaria multicarinata webbii
Lineage: Eukaryota; Metazoa; Chordata; Lepidosauria; Squamata; Anguidae
Gene: NDUFA12
Product: NADH:ubiquinone oxidoreductase subunit A12
Exons: 4
Coding region: 40-480 (146 amino acids)
Biological process (GO): mitochondrial respiratory chain complex I assembly; response to oxidative stress
Cellular component (GO): membrane
Source: RefSeq, a predicted model, not a curated record
UCGCCGUUUGUGCGGCCUGGGCUCAGGGCCUUCGGGAAGAUGGCGGAGUACGUGCAGGUGAUGAAGAGAGCGCUGCAGCAGCUUGGCGGUCAUGGCGGCGUUCGCGGGGUCGUGAUGCAGUUGCUCAGGGUCAAUGAUCUGAAGACUGGUAUGCUAGUAGGCAUUGAUAAAUAUGGGAACAAAUAUUAUGAAGAUAAAAGAUACUUUUUUGGUCGUCAUAGGUGGGUUAUAUAUACAGAGGAAAUGAAUGGCAAGAACACAUAUUGGGAUAUGGAUGGAAGCAUGGUGCCUCCUGAAUGGCAUCGUUGGCUUCACUGCACGACUGAAGACCCCCCAACUACGCAUCCACCAGUGCCUCGUAAAUUCAUUUGGCAGAAUCAUAAAUUCAAUCUCAGUGGUACUCCUGGACAAUAUGUACCAUAUUCUACUACCCGUAAGAAGAUACAUGAAUGGGUCCCACCUUCUACCCCUAGCAAGUGAAAGGAAAGGAAUAUGGUGAUUUGCACAGAAUUAGACUUACAACGUAAACUGUAUUUUUCCUCUGUAUUUAAAAUAAAAGCCUUUGAUCAGAAA